GCCGCGGGCCCCAGGAGCCCAUCUCGGCCCUGCUGUGCUCCCCCUCGCCCCAGGCCCCCCGGGAGGCCGCAGUGGGGAAAAGGACGGAGCGGGUGGAGCUGCGCCCGGUGCCCGGGCCUGUGGGGCAGACACGUGGGAAAGCGGAGCAGCCUUUCAGCACCACCGCCGGCUCCGAUCAGGAAGAUCCCGAUCCGAGUGCCGGCACCCUGCGGAGCGCCAUAGACAUACCCGAGCCAGCCGCGGGAAUGCAGCUUAAUCCGAAGAAGAAACCUGCUCCAGUGAAGUAUGACGUUGGAGAUCUAGUCUGGGCUAAGUUCAACAGACGACCGUGGUGGCCCUGCACAAUCUGUCAUGAUCCAGUGCUUGACUGUCACUCAAAAAUGAAAGUUUCCAGUCGGAGACCAUAUCGAGAGUACUACGUAGAUGCCUUAGGAGACCCUUCUGAGAAAGCCUGGGUUGCAGGAAAAGCUAUUGUACUUUUUGAAGGCAGAUAUCAGUUUGAAGAGCUACCUGUCCUUCGGAGAAGAGGGAAGCAAAAAGAAAAAGGCUACAAGCACAAGGUUCCUCAAAGGUUUAUGGCGAAAUGGGAAGUCAGUGUUGGACAUGCGGAAGAAUUCCUUCUCAAGGAGACUGAGGAUCAGAAGUGUAGUCAGAAUUCCAGCAAGCUGAACAGUGAGGAUGUGCUGUUGGAAUCCUGCACUAAUGGCCCUGUAAUGGAACCUGACAGGCAGCUGAAUGGCUGUUUUAAAUCAUUGACGUUUGACUCCAAACACUUAGCCAGGGAGAAGGGAAGGUCAUGCACUAAAUCACAAGUGAAAAAGAGCUCAGAGAGCAGGAAAAGGACUAGAGUAAAAAAGAGCAGCACCAGACUGGAAGCAUCUAGGAGAGAAAUUGGAGGAAAGGCACCAGAGAACAUAGUUAGAAACAGGGUUGCUGGGGACCUGCCGGAUAAACAUGCAUCACAUGAACUUUGUCGGAUAGCAAACAGCCUAACAGCAGCCAAUGGUGCCGUGGAAAACUACUUGCUCUCUUCUUUUGGAGAGAGACGUUUUGAAAAGACAGCUUUGAAAGAGGAGUAUCAGGCUCCUCAUGGUGACUCUCUGCGGAACACACUGAGAGUGGAUUUGCUUUCUAGCAGCUCUGCAGAGAGAGGGAAAAGCCCUGUAGGCCUUCUUUGCAGUUCCAAAUUACAGGUACACUAUUCUGCAGCUGACACUUCUCUUGAGGAGAAAAAGCAAAGGGAGUCAGAUUCGCUGACUUCCUUCUCAGAUGAUGGGACUAGUGAUCUAGAUACCGGGGACCAAAGUUCUGAGGCAGCCUGCAGUGCUCUGGAGAUUAGUGACUCUGCAGAUAAAGAAGAAAAGGAAUUCUGUACAGGGAUGAGGGGAAACAGUAAAUGUUCCAUGUAUCUCUCUCAAAACAGCAACAGAAGAGCUAGGAAAAGGUCAUCUAGAGAUCACAGAACUCCAGCAGGCCCUGUUGGUGGCAGAAGUGAUGCUGAAUCUGUGGAUGGGGAGCUCCAAGAAGCAGCCUCGGACACUGAGACGCCUGUUAUUGCUCUAGAGUGUACUUCAGCUAUGAGAAAUGACCAUCUUUCCCUUGCAGAUAAGCACCCUACGCCCCAGAAUGUUUGUCGGGAGAGCUCCCACACUGGGAUUACAAAUCAACUGAAUCUACACCUGAAAAACCUCAAAGUGCCCCGGCUCAUAAGUAUAAGAAGCAAACACAAGGAGAAUGCUGCUGGGACAGAACCCCCUCUCCUAGAAGAGGAAUGUGGUGUGAAUUGCUGCUCUUCUGACACCAAAGGUUUCACUGGUCCACCCACCAAGAGUGGGAAAGUUGAUAGUCAGGAACCAUUAAAUAAUGUGCAUGAGAGAGCCAGGGAUUCUGCCGAAAUAGAGACUGCUGUGGUGAAGCAUGUCCUCUCAGAGCUGAAGGAACUGUCCUUUAGGUCCCUUGGUGAUGAAGCUAGUGGCUAUGGGGCACCUAAGACCACAGCACCCUUACUCUUCUCUUCUGCCUCUGGGCAGAGUUGUUUGCCCAUUGAGCCAGACUACAAAUUCAGCACCUUGCUAAUGAUGUUGAAAGAUAUGCAUGAUAGUAAGACAAAAGAGCAGCAGCUGAUGUCAUCUCAGAAUAUGGUCCCGUAUCGAAAUGCUGGCAUGAGCAGUUCCUCUGGAAGUAAUUCUGCAAGUGGCUUGAAGGCUUUGGUUACAAAAGGACCCACUUAUAAAUCAGAACAAAAUGGGGAUUGCGUUCUGGAAUCAACGUGUCAGAACCCCAGUGCGAGUGAAUCCUCUCUUUGGUGCAGCACUACAGCCAAGAUAACUGGGCAGAGUAGUAACAAAAGGGAGCCCACAGAUCCUGCUCUUUCCAGUACGAAUGGCACAAACUGCAUCUCAAGACACAACUGUUCACAAUCUAAGCAGUCAUCCAAACUAGCAGAUAAUGCAACAUCAGUCAGAAAGGAUUUAAAACUAGAAGGGCUGAGCAAGCUUCUAAAUCAGGUCUCCAGUAAUAUAGCAGAGAAAGCAUCCCUCCCGUGCAGGGAUAUGCAGGGAUUGGUUACUAGUCUUGUUUAUAAUGAAAUAGAAGAAACUGCAAGGAAAGAGUCUCUUGAGUUAAUGGAACACUCCACUGAUGAAGACUCUGCAUGUUCAUCUGAUGACAAUUUAGAUCAUGUCAGGAAGAGGCCUGAACCUGAUAAAAAUACUGAAUGUUACACUUCUGCUGAAAAUGCAUAUUCGGAAAAGAAACGCCUUAGAAAGCCGAGCAAACGGCUUCUGGAAUAUGCAGAAGAAUAUGAUCAGAUAUUUGCACCUAAGAAAAAAUCAAAGAAGGGCCAGGAGCAAUUGCAAAGGGUGAGUUCCCAGGAGAGGUCUGAGUUCAAGGGAGGGGAAAGGCUUCAAUCACGAUGCAGGCGUGGAAGUGAUCUCCGAAAUGUGCAGCUGGAGCGGAACCCUCCGGUGUCAACUCCAUCUUCCUCUUCAACCAAAGAUGCUCCUCCAGUUCUUGAAGCAGAACAUUUGCUGUUAGAAGAGCCAGUGUCCCAUUCCUCUGAGCCCACUGACCUACUCGUAGAUGGACAUUCAGACUUGCCGGAGCUAAUGUUAUCUUCCCCUGAUGUGUCUGAAGUUUCUGCUUGUUCUCUGGAGGCAGAGGAACGUUUCCUGAAAUCAGGGAACUUGGAGAGGAAGCGUCAGAGGAAGCCAACCAAGAAGCUCUUGGAAUCCAAUGAUUUGGAUGCUGUGUUUAUACCAAAGAAGGAGGGGUGGACUCCUCCAAAGAAGUGUUUUGAUGCUGGCCCUCUGGAGAGUGACCUUUCUGAAUUUUAUGCCACACCCCAGUUUUUGGAUCUCAGAGAAGCUCUUGACAGAGUCCCUGAGAAGCAGAGAAAGCGCAAGAGACAGCGAUACUCCCCAUCCACAGCGCAGUACAAGAAAGGGAGGAGUGAAGAUGCACUGGGGGAAGCUCCCAGUUCUGAGGGGGAGAUACCUAUCCAUGGGAGUGCUACAAGCCCCAAGGAGCUCAAUGAGGAUGGGUCUGAGAAUGACCAUGGAGUGCCUUCAUCCAAAAGGAUGCAGGGGGAGCGAGGAGGAGGAGCAGCCCUCAAGGAGAAUGUUUGUCAGAUCUGUGAGAAGCCGGGGGAGUUGUUGCUGUGUGAAGCGCAGUGCUGUGGUGCUUUUCACCUGCGGUGCCUCGGGCUCUCAGAAAUGCCAAAGGGCAAGUUUAUCUGCAAUGAGUGUUCAACAGGCGUCCACACCUGCUUUGUGUGCAAGAGCAGUGGGGAGGACGUGAGGCGAUGCUUGCUCCCCUUGUGUGGGAAGUACUACCAUGAAGAGUGUGUGCAGAAGUACCCACCCACAGUCAUGCAGAACAAGGGCUUUCGAUGCUCACUGCACAUCUGUAUGACUUGUCAUGCCGCUAACCCAGCAAACCUUUCUGCAUCUAAAGGUCGCUUGAUGCGCUGUGUUCGGUGUCCGGUGGCAUACCACGCCAAUGACUUCUGUCUGGCUGCGGGGACCGUGAUCCUCGCCUCCAACAGCAUCAUCUGCCCCAAUCACUUCUCUCCACGGAGGGGCUGCAGAAACCAUGAGCACGUCAAUGUCAGCUGGUGCUUUGUCUGCUCAGAAGGGGGCAGCCUUCUGUGCUGUGAGUCUUGCCCAGCUGCUUUUCACCGCGAGUGUCUGAACAUCGAGAUGCCGGAGGGAAGCUGGUACUGUAACGACUGCAAAGCUGGCAAGAAACCCCAUUACAAGGAGGUGGUCUGGGUAAAAGUUGGGCGCUACAGGUGGUGGCCAGCUGAGGUUUGCCAUCCUAGAACUAUUCCUGUAAAUAUCCAAAAGAUGAAACAUGACAUUGGCGAGUUUCCUGUGCUGUUUUUUGGGUCCAAUGAUUACCUCUGGACGCACCAGGCUCGGGUGUUUCCCUACAUGGAAGGCGACGUGAGCAGCAAGGACAAGAUGGGCAAGGGAGUGGAUGGCAUUUAUAAGAAAGCUCUGCAGGAAGCGGCUGUGAGGUUUGAAGAGCUGAAGGCACAGAAAGAACUGAGGCAGCUGCAGGAAGACAGGAAGAACGAUAAGAAGCCUCCUCCCUACAAACAUAUCAAGGUAAACAGACCAGUGGGCAAGGUGCAGAUCUUCACAGCAGACCUGUCUGAGAUACCACGGUGCAACUGCAAACACACAGAUGAAAACCCCUGUGGUCUGGACUCAGAGUGCAUCAAUCGCAUGCUGCUGUAUGAGUGCCAUCCCCUGGUCUGUCCGGCUGGGGAGCGCUGUCAGAACCAGUGCUUCUCCAAGAGGCAGUACCCAGAGGUAGAAAUCUUCCGCACGCUGGCACGAGGCUGGGGCUUGCAAGCCAAAAGGGACAUUAAAAAGGGUGAGUUUGUUAACGAAUACGUGGGAGAGCUGAUUGAUGAGGAGGAGUGUCGGGCACGAAUCCGCUACGCACAGGAGCAUGACAUUACCAACUUCUAUAUGCUGACUUUGGACAAGGAUCGAAUCAUCGAUGCUGGACCGAAGGGCAAUUACGCUCGAUUUAUGAACCAUUGCUGCCAGCCCAACUGUGAGACUCAGAAAUGGUCCGUGAAUGGCGAUACGCGGGUUGGGCUCUUUGCUCUUGUCAAUAUCAAAGCUGGAACUGAGCUGACUUUCAACUACAACCUGGAAUGUCUGGGGAAUGGAAAGACAGUUUGCAAAUGUGGCGCUCCAAAUUGCAGCGGGUUCCUAGGAGUACGGCCAAAGAAUCCCCCUAACCUGACAGAGGAGAAGUCCAAGAAGUUCAAAAGACGGCAGCAGAUGAAGCGCAGGUCACAGGCAGAGAUCAUGAAAGAGCGAGAGGAUGAGUGCUUCAGCUGUGGAGACGGAGGGCAGCUAGUUUCGUGUAAGAAGACAGGCUGCCCAAAAGUGUACCAUGCAGACUGCCUUAAUCUGACCAAACGGCCAGCAGGGAAGUGGGAGUGCCCUUGGCAUCAGUGUGAUGUGUGUGGCAAAGAAGCAGCUUCCUUCUGUGAGAUGUGUCCCAGCUCCUUCUGCAAGCAGCACCGGGAGGGCAUGCUCUUUAUCUCCAAAUUGGAUGGACGCUUAUCAUGCACAGAGCAUGAUCCCUGCGGACCCAACCCUCUAGAGCCAGGGGAAAUUCGUGAGUAUGUGCCUCCCACAGUCCCGCCGGCUAACCGUCAAAACACUCAACCCUCUGACCACCAUCCUGCAGUCCUGGGCCUCAGGCAUUCCCCUUCUGACAGGCUGCCUCUGGCUGUGGCCCUGCGGCUGCAGCCGUCGGACAAGCCCUGCUCCGCCGUGGCCCUGCGGCUGCAGCCGUCGGAAAAGCCCUGCUCCGCCGUGGCUCUGCGGUUGCAGCCGUCGGACAAGCCCUGCUCUGCCCUGGCUCUGCGGCUGCAGCCGUCGGACAAGCCCUGCUCUGCCCUGGCUCUGCGGCUGCAGCCGUCGGACAAGCCCUGCUCUGCCCUGGCUCUGCGGCUGCAGCCGUCGGACAAGCCCUGCUCUGCCCUGGCUCUGCGGCUGCAGCCGUCGGACAAGCCCUGCUCUGCCCUGGCUCUGCGGCUGCAGCCGUCGGACAAGCCCUGCUCUGCCCUGGCUCUGCGGCUGCAGCCGUCGGACAAGCCCUGCUCCGCUGUGGCCUUGAGGCUGCAGCCGUCGGACAAGACCUGCUCUGCCGUGGCCCUGAGGUUACAGUCAGAUAAACAACCCACCAUUGUAUCUCUGAGGCUUCAGCAGUCGGACAAGCCUCUUGCCACCACCACAGGCCAGCAGCCUCUGCGCUCAGAUGAGUCUCCUUCCGCUGCUGGAGCUCCGUCGCCUCCUCCUGCAGAUGAGUCUCCAACCAAGGACCUGCAUCCUCUUCCCUCAGACGAGUCCCCCGCUGCUACCCAGGCUCAGUGGCCUCAGCUGUUGGACGAGUCUCCCGCCCUCGCUAGGGUCCCACGGCCUCAGCUGAUGGACAAGUCUCCCAUCAAGGCUCGGCAGCCCCUGCUGUCAGAUGAGGCUUCCGCCGCCGGGGCCCCGCAGCGUCAGGCGUUGGACAGGCCUUCCACAGCUCCAGGGCUGCUGCUGUCUGAGAAAGCACUGAGGCCCGGGGAUCAGAAUGCUCAGCCAAAAGAGAGGGGAGCCACAGCGGUGGAGCGAACUUGUUUACCUGAGGAGCAGACCCCUCUGCUUGCAGGGAAGGCAGUGACACACAUGGUGCAGGCACCUUGGCCCAUGGAGAAAUUGCAGACAUAUGAGCCACCCCACUGGCCCACUGUGGAAGCACUGAUGCCUGCAGAGCAGUCCCCUCGCACCACAGAGAAAUUACAGACAGCUGAGCCGCCGACUCAGGCUGACCGGGAAGUGGCAUCAGCACCCACAGAGCAGAGACCUUGGACCGCAGAGAGGUUACGUACAUUUGAACAGACCCCCCGGCCUGCCAGAGAAGCACCAGUGCCCCCAGAGCAGGCUUCAUGGCUUGCCAGGAACAUUCAGACAUUUGAGCAGAUCCCUUGGCUCUCUGGAAAAGCACAGACACCCCUGGGGCAGGCCCCUUUGCCUGAGCAAAACAUAGUGCUAGUCCGUAACCAGGAUUCUCCCAGUCAGGAAUUGGCUGAAUCGAAACCGAAGUGAAGUCAAUGAAUGAGGCAGGCAGGUUGCAGUCGGUUUGUUUGGGGAGAGGGAUUUUCUUUGUUUUGUUUGUUCACAUCCCUGAGCCCAGCCUCGAGCCCAGGCGCUCUCAUGACAUAAGCAAGGACGUUUAGCUAAACCGGAAUAUGGCCCAGCCACAGAAAGUGAGCAGCAGCGACCUUUUCCUCUUCCUUUUAGAAACGGUAACGUUGAAAUAAAGAGUCCACUCCAGAUAAAAUCUCUAAUUCCAUUGAAAUGGUCACGUUACUGAUCUAACGCGUCUGCAUGCGAGGUCUGCAUCCACAAGGGGUUUCCAAAACAGCUAAAUGGCCUUGAGGAAGCAAUUUUCUUUCUCUUAACUGUUCUUAAUGGAAGCAGAACAACUAGUCUGAACUGGGAUCUCAGAUGUUUCAAAUGAUUAAUGGUGCACAGAGUAAUUGGACAUAUGUCUUUGCUAGACUCUGAAGAGGGGAAGGGAUUUAGCACUUGUGCUGCCCAAUUCUCCUUCCCCACAGGGUUUUCCUUUGCAAGUGUUUGCCUGAGUAUGCACAUUGGUAUUUGUCACCAGUGCAAGGCUCACCAAAACACAGGUGCUGUUGUAAAAUGGCAGAGUCCUGUGGACUUAGUGGAGGAGCCUGCUCCUGCCAGACUGUACAGUUCAUUCCAGUGUGAGCAAGAGAACUGCUCCUGCGCAGGCCCUGUGAUUGGGGGUAGGGGGAGAAGGUUUCUGAAGAUACCGUCUGCCAGGAUUCUCACUCUUGGAUCUUAGCUCUGUAACGUGGGACAGGCGGAAUUUCCACUGCACAUACAAAGCUGUGAGCUCUGGAGGCAGCUGUAGCAGGGUGGAGCAUGAGUAAGGCCCCUACUGGAUGCGGAACACUGCCUUUGACAGGGUAGAGAUGCUGCCCUCUGAACGCCCCAGGCAGUUCCUUCUCCACCUUUGGUUGUUACCAUGAACUAGCAAACUAAAUAGUCUCUUCCUCCCCCAUCUCAACCACAUGCUUAGGAGUCCUGUUUGCAGAGUGGCUGGUAGCCUAGCAGAGUGAAUUCUGUGGAAUUCACUCCAUAGUGCAGAGUCAAGAAGCUACUUCAGAAGGCAUGCUGUAUCCAGAAUGGAAGACCAUGUCAACACCCUUCCCUUUGGUUAGCCUCUGUAUUUCCAGCCAAAAAUCCCCACAGGAGACUUGAAUUACCUGGACUAUGUUGAAGUGUCUGUGUGUCAGAAAACCAGCCCCUCAAGAUAAUAGUUCUCACACUGGAACACAAUGGCUCUAGCACCUGGCUGGCCUCUCUCUCCUCUUUCUCUCUCUCCCCCUUUUCCACUAGUGGUAGCUAUGCCUGGUGACUUGCCAGGCUGGUAUUUUGAGUAGACCUGAUGGAGGCAGUGACCUUACCUGCCUGCUAAGGCAGAAAUACUCUCUGCUGUGGCAUUGAUAUGGUAGAAUUACAGGCAGGGACUUAGGCAGUGACGCUUGUGACCUGCGAAGGAGUAGCCGGGCAGUCUGCGUUCAUGCUGCCUACAGUCAAUGCAGUGUGCUAUGCCAUCGGGAAGCACUGUCUGAUCAGUACUGUCUCCCAACUCAUUACCUACGUGGCACGCCUGAGCUCCACUGACCUGGGCAGCAGGAGUCCAGCUUCAGCCUGUGUCCCCCAUUGUUUCAGAGCGAGCGGUAGGUCUCUCCCCAGAGGGGGAGAGCCUUAGUUCUAUACUAGCCUCUUUCCUCUGACUCAGGAACAGGUCAGGGCUGGCGUUCAGCUCGCGUGUUCUCACUGCUCCGAGAGAGCAAUAAUUAGCUUUGCGGGUUUCUGUGAUAGGGAGAGAGAUCUCUGUAACAAGGCAAAUCCUGCUCCAUUCUCCUUUCCAAACUCAGCUCCCCAAGAGAGUGUCCCCUCUGGGCAGUGCUGUCGUGUGUCUCUUCUCCAGUCUGAAUCGUGUCAGACCCCUCAGUGUAGCUUGUGACUUGGAGAAGCUUUAUGGCUUAUGGAAUCAUAGUGUGUGUGCUGUUUUUCCGUGAAGACCUGCAGGUCGGUCCCUGAUCUCUGCUGAGCUGGGGGAGAUGCAAGCAGCUAUUGUUUUGCGUGUGCACAAGGGGAAUCAGGAUGUCUCCUCAGAGCCAUUGAGAGAGGAUAAACUAAGGGCAUUUUAUUAAGUUUUUAAAAUAAAAACAAAAUUACAAAAAAAAACGGUAAUGAGGUUCCGUAUGUUAAGUAUUUAUCAUGUGUGAGAAGGAAAAUAAAUCUCUAAUUGACAUUGAUAGCCCUUCCCAUGAGCUGGACUUCAUCAUGUAGAUUGUGUGAGUAGAGUGUCCUCUGUGCCAGCCGCCCAGCCAGAGGAGCUAGAACAAGAAAAGACAUCUGCACUGCUUUGUCCAACUCUGUUUUGCAAUGUCAUAUGUUACCUAGUUAUUUGUUUCAUGAAAAAUAAACUGUGAAUAUUUUUGGUGCAGGCUAUUUUAAGUCUUUACAAUGGAGAAGUUCUCAGUGAGUGCAGGUUUGAAGAAUCAUUCUCAUAAAUCAUGUGUUUAAAUCUAGGGUGAGGUUCACAGCAGCAGAAUCCCUCCAGCACUCUCAGCAGUUAUUUAGGAGCUCCCAUUUGAAUAGUGAAAGUAGAUUGAGACAUUGCAUGACAUUUUAAGCCCACAGCCUUACACCACUCACUUGACUACACCACUAUUUCUCUUCUCUUCUCCCUCCAGACCUUUUCUGUACAGAUCCAGUUUUCCAGUCCACCCAUCUUCCAACUGACACGUUUCACAGAGCUGACUUUAGAAUAGCUGUGCACCUGCUUGGGUAAAUACGAAUCUGCACUGGGAAAUAUCACUUACAGGCAGUGUUUGUGUCAGUUUAGAAGUUAAUACAAAUAAACACUCUUACACCGAGAGAGUUAGGAGAAGUGAAGAAACCAGGAAGCAGUUGUUCUGUAUCAGGUGGAAGGGGCUGUGCAGUUAGUGGGAUCUUCCUCUCUGCAUGGGGCUGAACUCCCCGGGAGCGGGAUGUGCCCCGGCCCCUCGCUAGCGAGCUGCAGAGCACUGAAGAACCGUGGCUGGGUGGCCACUUCUGUGUUAUCCCAGGCUAGAGGAGGGAUGGGAACAUCUCUGUAAGUUAAUAUGAUGGAGAAGAAAUUAACAGCUUUAUGUCCGAACCCUGUUGGCAACCUCGGCAAACAGGCCAUGGCCUGAAGGGAUCUCUGAGACAGAAUGCUCUCUUGCCUCUAGAUGCGAUCCCUGAGACAUGCUCUGCUGGAACCAAGGCUGCUUCUAUCUGGGGAGGACUAAAGUGACUUCAGCCUCAGGGUCAGACUGGCACACUGUCUGCCUGGUAAAUCCACAUGAAAGGAAACAAAAUUGAAUUCCACUGUUUGAGAUUGUGGCAGCCAGCUGCAUCUGCUGACUUGGAUGCCAGAGGAGACAUUUGUAUUGGGGCAGUUUAAAUGCCAUUUAUUUCCUUUGCUACCUUUUAGAAUUUGCAUCAGUAAUUCAAGUCACUGGAUUCUUUAUAUAGAAAAUAGCGUUGCAAACAUGUUAGUGCUCCUGUAGGAUAGUAGAGAGAGAAACAGUGAGCUCUGCCAAGAUCAAAUGAUUAAUGGAGAAAGAGAGACUCAGGGUGCAUCUACACUAGAGCCAUCGGUACCAGGUAGAGGGGCUGCAGGUAAGGUGGAGUUAAGAUUUGGACUUACAGCAGGAAUUCACCCUCAUUGUUGAGGACAAACGCAUUCUACAUAACAAAGAGGCAUCAGACAUUUUUCCCCCCAAAUUGUCUCAGCUGAGGUGUUGCUGCAAGAGGUGGCUCCUGAGUAGAUCUAGUGCCAGGGGCGGUUUUUGGAAAGAAGAGUUUCAGGUUAAGAGACGUGUUUUCUGUCUGCUCGUAACUGAAAGUUUCCCCUUUGAGAGAUGCUGAAGAAGGUUCAUAGAAACCCUCCAGUCAGUAAAAGCCCUCUUGCAAAAUAGCUGCAGGCUCCCAUUGUUCUCCAAGGGACUGAGGUCAUUAGCUGCCUUUAGCAAGAUGGUCGUCACCUCUACUUAUCUGCUCCUCUCAGUCCCCUGACUGCAUAGAGCCAUUGCCUCCCAUGAGGACUUCACCUGUGGCCUCGGUGCCACUCAGAGCGAUGGCAGCGGUGAUGAGGAGGCCAGUGGGUGAGUGUGCCUGUUUGGAAGGGCAGCCUUUGGUGAGCUUCUCUGUAGGAUAAGAUGCUGUGCACCAGCCUCUUGCUGCUGGAGAAAACACUCGGUACGUCUUUGUGGUCUGGCCCUGGAGUGCACAUGUUCCAAGCAUUCAGGACCAGAAAUGCUUCAAUAGCCGUGUCCGUUGGUCCAUAUCUGUGCUCUGCUAUGAACUGAGGGCAUAUAAGUGACAGUGCAGAUCAGCUGCCUCUCCAGUUCCUUGCUACCGCUCGCAUUUUGGGACAGGCCCUCUUGUCUUUGUUAGUCUCUUAGCCUCAGUAAACAUUAAACAUAGUUUUAAUGGUUUAUUGGUUAUGUGGCUCCUUUCAUUAGUUAGCUAGGGCUUUUCAAGUAGCUGUUAGUGGGGGCAGGAGGUUCCCUCCACUUUAUUCCCCCUACGUCAGAGGCAUUUGCACCCAAGACCCCAGGUUUCAAGCACUGUGUUGCAUGCCAAGUCUUCCUGUUGACCAGUGCUCACAAGACCUGUCUCUGCUGCCUCCGGGAAUCUCACAUCCCAUCGAAGUGUGAGAUCUGCUUCUCUUUCCUCUUCCCCUUGUGCUGGGCAGUCCCGGCAACUCAGACUCCGCAGGCACUGAUAGAGCUCUCCAGCAGACCUGAGGAUGCAUGAAGAGGGUAGAGAAAGACACACUCCUCAGAAGACUGACAAGUCCUCUCAUAAGUCGUCAAAGAAGGGGAUGCUGAGUGAGAAUCCAGCCCUCGGGGCUGAGUGAGAAUCCAAGCCCCGGACCAGGGGCACCAAGAGUUCACAAGGAGCAAGAGCCAGCACUGGCGGUACCAGGAGAUUCCAGCGCUCUAAAACCCACUUCAAAGCGCUCUCUAUAAAUGGGGCCAUCUUUGGCCUGCUGAAAACCUUUGGCACAAUCCAGCCACCUUCCAGGCUGUCCCAGAUAAAGAAAAGCUUGUAACCGGGUCAUCUCUGCAGGCAUCCCUGAAUGCAGUGAACAUGGCUUCCUGCUCUGUGGCUGCCUCGAUCAUGAGAUGGGCAUCAUGGCUGCAGGCGUCGGGUCUCCCUGAGGAGAUUCAAGCCACUCUGGAAGAUCUAUCAUUUGGGGGCAUGUGAUGGUUUGGAUCACAGAACCCCCUUGGGAGCUGCCACCCGAUGUGCCAUGACUACCUCUGCUCCUGCUUUCCCUGCCAGCUCAGGACUCCAGCACCCUGUCUUGCUGAGCCAGACGUCUCUCAGUAAGUCUGGUCAUCGUGGGGACAGUCGAGAGCCUCGCACCUCCAGUGCUUGUCUGUCCAGUCUCCCCACUCCUUUUGGUGGCCAUCUAACCUGUUUUCUUCUGAUAUUGCAACAUUUAACUUCUGACAGAUGGCCCUUUGGCAUCAUCUCAGCCAGCUACACAAUCCAGUCCCUUGUCCCUUCUGCAAAAUCCCCAUCCUCAUCCCUCUUCAGGGUCCCCUCUCACCAGGCGCUCUUCAAACAGAAGUGGAAUCCCCAAUCCAACUAGAAGCAACAGAACUGGUACCUGCUCAAUGCCAGGGAAAGGGCGUUUACUCCAGAUACUUCCUGAUCCCCAAAAGGAAGAGGGGCAGGGACCCAUCCUGGACUCUGGCAGCUGCCGUUCAGCAGUCCAGAUGAUGACGUGGAUUUAAAGGAUGCCUUUUCACGUACAUGCAGACAGGAAACUCCUGCGUUCCAUGGUGGGGUCAGAGCACUUCCAGUACCUGGUGCCCCCCUGGGGCCUUUUGGCAGCUUUUACGAAAGUCCUGACAGGAGUGCAGCACACCUACACCAUCACUGCUACCACGCACAUCCCUGUCUAGGUGACUGGCUCCUCAAGGGAUGAUUGUAUCAGGCAGUGCAUACAGCAUUCGCUGCCUUGCUUGACCUGUGCCUCUCCUUGGCACUUCAGGUAAACCCAAGAAAGUCCAUUUAACCCCCACGACUGCAGAAUUUAUUGGAGGUGUUCUUGACUUGCUUGCACCCAGAAUUUACUUACCACAGGACAGAUUCCUAACAAUGAGAGACCUCAGUAUCCAACUUCUAAGUCAU
Messenger RNA from Gopherus evgoodei (Goodes thornscrub tortoise), 13295 nucleotides. It is a transcript of the gene NSD1, whose product is annotated as nuclear receptor binding SET domain protein 1. Gene Ontology annotation, biological process: regulation of DNA-templated transcription. Lineage: Eukaryota; Metazoa; Chordata; Testudines; Testudinidae. Gene Ontology annotation, molecular function: protein binding; histone H3K36 methyltransferase activity. Bases 246 to 7121 code for a protein of 2291 amino acids. The transcript is spliced from 22 exons. The record is from RefSeq and is a predicted model, not a curated record. Gene Ontology annotation, cellular component: chromatin; nucleus.